ACUGCCAACUAUUGAAUGGAAUUUGUGUCAUCUCUGGCUCGCUAAAGUUGCCGGACUGCUGCACUAAACAGCUGUUCGAAUUUCGGCGGCAUUUCAUUUCAUUGGUAAUUGUAAUUUUUUAACGAAAACAUGGUAAAAACUAAGGGAAACAAAAAGAAAUUCGGCAUGCAUCCACGUAACGUGUUACGCACGCAGCCCGACUAUACCAAACUGGCUAUCAAAUACAAAGAUUUCCGAGCGCAGUGCCAAUUGGAGCUCAAUGGCAAAGUUUCUGUGAACUUUCGCAAUGAAAAGACGCUUCGCGAGUUGACCAAAAUGCUGUUAAAGGAAUACUACGAUUUAGAUGUGGAUUUUGCACCCGGCAGUUUGGUGCCCACUUUGGCACUCCGUUUGAAUUACAUUUUGUGGCUGGAGGAUCUAAUGGAACCUCUAAAUUUGCAGGACAUUCGGGGUAUAGACAUAGGUUGCGGUUCCUCCUGCAUUUAUUCACUUCUGGGAGCCAAGAAAAAUGGUUGGCACAUGUUGGCUCUGGAAUCAAAACCCCAAAACAUAGAAUACGCCAUCGAGAAUGUAAAGAAAAAUCACCUGGAAAGCCUUGUAGAAGUCUAUGCACAACCAGACAAGACGAACAUCUUUAAGAGCUAUUUUGAGCAGGAUCAGCAAAAGUUACAGUAUCAGUUUUGCCUGUGCAAUCCACCUUUCUUCGACUCAAACUUACCAAAUCCCUUUGGCGGCAAUACCAGGAAUCCCGAGAGACGACCAGCACCCAACAAUGCCCGAACUGGAAGCCAGGAGGAACUCACCUGCGUGGGCUGCGAGGUACAGUUUGUGCAACGCAUCAUAGACGAGAGUCUGGAAAACAAGGAGCGCGUGCGAAUCUUCACCACGAUGCUGGGCGUCAAGGCCAACGUUCCAAGAAUACUGGAUUACCUGAAGAAGCUGCAGGUGGCGAAUGUCACCACCACGGAAUUCCAUCAGGGACACACGACUCGGUGGGCGGUGGCCUGGAGCUUCCACUCGGAGCCACUAAGGCAGGCUACAUCAUAAAAUUAAGUUACCAUAAGCUUUUGCAGAGUAUCUUGCAGUUGGUAGGGGCUGUGUGGUUGUACAUAAGAUUUGUUAUAAGAUUUCUUCAAAGAUUUUAAUAUAAUAGGCAUAUUAUUUAAUAUAUAAGUACGUUUUUAAAGAUUUCUUGAAACUCAAGAACUCUGACCUUCACACUGGGCUCAUUCCAAAAGUGACUCCAUUGCAAGGUACCUAGAAAGCUUUUGCCUUAAAUGGAAAUUUGCAUGUCAACGGUCACUUUGCCACCCAGCUCCACGAACGGAAAUUAUCGUUUCGCUUUUAUCAUUGACCACAGCUGACCACACACUUCGACGGAAAAAGGCAAACGGAGUCAGAAUGGCAACCGAAAUGGAGGCAAACACGCUCACUAAGCACAAGUCAGCAUACCGACAAUUCCACACCUUUGAGUCGGGGAAUUCGGGCGCUUCGCCUGACCACCAUGUGGGAUAGCAAAUAGCGAAUUUUAAUUGCUGCACGGGCACGCUCCUAGUUAGCUAAUUAUUCGACAUGAAAAUACCUUUCAAUGCAGAUAAGGGUUAUUUAAACUGGAAUCAAAGUGUGGUGACAGAUAGUACC
Molecule: messenger RNA, 1641 nt
Organism: Drosophila teissieri
Lineage: Eukaryota; Metazoa; Arthropoda; Insecta; Diptera; Drosophilidae
Product: U6 small nuclear RNA (adenine-(43)-N(6))-methyltransferase
Exons: 4
Coding region: 130-1047 (305 amino acids)
Biological process (GO): rRNA base methylation
Cellular component (GO): nucleus
Molecular function (GO): 23S rRNA (adenine(1618)-N(6))-methyltransferase activity; nucleic acid binding
Source: RefSeq, a predicted model, not a curated record